Messenger RNA from Mangifera indica (mango), 844 nucleotides. Its product is annotated as high mobility group B protein 1-like. The transcript is spliced from 8 exons. Lineage: Eukaryota; Viridiplantae; Streptophyta; Magnoliopsida; Sapindales; Anacardiaceae. Bases 174 to 653 code for a protein of 159 amino acids. The record is from RefSeq and is a predicted model, not a curated record.
CCACUUCGCCACGUGGCACCUCACUUGACGUUCCCCAAAAUAUCUUCUUGGCAUCUCUCCAUGUUCUGCUUUACUCUUUGUCGUCGAAUUGGUGGAUAGAUAGAUUGCUUUGCUCUGCUUUUGUGUUCUUCAGUUCUCUUUCUUUUCAAUCGGAAUAUUACCUUCCAAGUAUUAUGAAGGUUUCCAAGGGCAAAGGGCCAGUGAAGAAGGAAAAGAAGGAAGUGUUGAAGCCUGUUGAGGACAGAAAGCUAGGAAAGCGAAAGGCUGCAUUGAAGGCUGUUAAGAGUAGCAACAAACGAGCGAAGAAUGCUAAGUCAGCUAAGAAUGAUCCUAAUAAACCAAAGAGGCCUCCUAGUGCUUUCUUUAUUUUCCUAGGAGAGUUCAGGAAGGUUUACAAACAAGAGCAUCCCAACAUAAAAGCUGUCUCAGCUGUGGGAAAAGCUGGGGGAGAGAAGUGGAAAUCCUUCACUGAUUCAGAAAAAGCUCCGUAUGAAGCAAAAGCAGCAAAAGGGAAAUCAGAGUAUGAAAAGCUUAUGGCAGCAUACAACAAGAAAAAGGAAAGUAGCGAGGAUGAUGGAGAAGAAGAAGAACAGGAGUCUGAAAAGUCAAAAUCUGAGGAGGAAGAUGAGGAAGAAGAUGAGGAUGAGGACUAAAAGUGGUAGUGGUGGCAGUUUUCAGGUUGAGUUCCCCAGCCGAAACUUAUGGAGUUUGUAUGAUGAUAAUGGCUUUAACUACUCUCUAUUAUGCAAAAGUUUCAACUGUCAGUUUUAGUAUAAAAAGUUGUGUAAGGUUGCAUAUGUAUACUCGUUUAUUUUAAUUAAAGCAAUAUCUUGUUACAAGAAAA